AUGGUAUCAUUCGCUUUUGGUUAUGGACUGCUAGCAGCAAUGGUACUCUUUGGUGAUUCGUCCUCCUCGCAAGCCCGGAUGUUUACCAACAAACGUGUAAAUGUGGUGCUUGAUGAGAUGAACUUCUUUUUUUAUGAAAGCAACAAGUUCUACUUACAGUUCGCAGUCACCGUCUUGAACGGUUCCUUACCAGCUCCACCGGAGACGGUUGUUGAUGAGCAUGGUGAAACUAUUGCUAAUGAAUCCUAUGAAGAUUUUGUAGCUCAAGAUAGUGCUCUUGCGCCUGAUAUUUCCUUUAGUGUGAACAAGGUGGCUCAGUAUAUGCAUGCCCCAAGAGAGCAACAUCUACUUGCUGCUAAACGUAUUCUACGUUAUCUAGCUGGGAAAUUGAACUAUGGUCUGGGGUUCAUGCCAGGAAAAUUACAUUUAUCAGCCUUCUCGGAUGCUGAUUGGGGUGGAUGUGCUGAUUAUAGAUGA
Messenger RNA from Hibiscus syriacus, 477 nucleotides. RefSeq lists its product as uncharacterized. The transcript is spliced from 2 exons. The coding region runs from base 1 to 477 and encodes 158 amino acids. NCBI's taxonomy places the organism in Eukaryota, Viridiplantae, Streptophyta, Magnoliopsida, Malvales, Malvaceae. The record is from RefSeq and is a predicted model, not a curated record.